UCGGUUCAAAGAAAGGCAUUCCAGUUUACACGGCGAAUCGAUUGCAGCGUUGGGCACUGCAACUUCUCCUCUACGACUUUGAGAUCGUCUACAUCAGUACCGAUAAGUUCGGGAACGCCGACAUCCUGUCGCGGCUGAUCAACCAGCACGUCAAGCCGGAGGAAGACUUCGUCGUAGCCAGCGUCAUCACGGAGAAUGAUGUAAGAUCCAUCGUUUUAGAUGCAGUUGAAGCACUUCCUCUCCAUUUCAGGGCGAUUCAGCAAGCCACCCGUUCCGACCCAGUACUUAACAAGGUCUACCGCUUCAUUCAGCAUGGCUGGCCGCAAUCAAAGAAAGCCAUCACAGACCAAAAGGUUCAGCGGUUCUUCGACCUUUGCGACUCGUUAUCAACGGUUCAAGGGUGCAUCAUGUUUGCUGAACGCCUUGUCAUUCCAGCGGAAUUCCGGAUGCGUUGCCUCCACCAUCUUCAUCGUGGCCAUCCGGGGAUCCAGCGCAUGAAGGCGAUUGCGCGAAGCUAUGUUUACUGGCCGUCGAUUGAUGCGGACAUCGCUGCGCACGUCAAAGCAUGCAACAGUUGCGCAGCUGCAGCCAAAAGUCCGCCCAAAUCAGCGCCGCUGUCGUGGCCCAAAUCAACGCACCCAUGGCAGCGUGUUCACAUCGACUACGCUGGCCCGAUCGAGGGUGAAUACUUCUUGCUGGGCAUCGACUCGCAUUCCAAGUGGGUGGAAAUCGUCCGAACCAAAUCGAUCACUACCUCAGCUACCAUCUGUAUCCUGCGGAGUCUCUUCGCUCGCCUUGGCAUGCCCGAGACGCUAGUUAGUGAUAACGGUACGCAAUUUACCAGUGCCGAGUUCGCUCAGUUUUGUUUGGAGAACGGUGUCAAUCACGUGACCACAGCGCCGUUUCAUCCGCAAUCCAACGGGCAGGCAGAACGCUUCGUGGACACCUUCAAGCGAGCAAUUAAAAAAAUCCGUGAGGGGAAAGGAGCCAUCCAAGAGGCACUGGACACUUUCUUGAUGACCUACCGUUCCACACCCAAUCCUUCAGCUCCACAAGGUAAAUCUCCGUCCGAAGUUAUAUUUGGGCGCAGAAUACGGACCAGCCUGGACCUACUUCGUCCGCCAACCGUUCCGGAAGUGAACGACCACUCAGGAUCAAGGUCAUUUAAAAAAGGUGAUCCAGUCUACGCCAAGGUGCACACCAACAAUUCCUGGAGAUGGGCACCUGCGGUAGUCUUGGAGCGAAUUGGAAACGUAAUGUUUAACGUGUGGGUGGAAGACAGGCGUAUGCUUCGGUCGCACAUCAACCAGCUACGUAACCGAACCAGCGCCGGCAGAGUGGCAACAUCCGGGACGACCCCGUCCAGGACAAGCAAUCAACAAUUGCCGCUGGACAUCCUUUUGCAAGCCUGGAAUCUGCACCAACCAAGUCAGCCUCAACCAUCAUGUCCUUCUGCACUUCCAACACCAUCUGUACCAGUGGCACAGAUGCCAUCAUCGCUUGCUGCACCUUUCGAUCAAUCGACACCAUUGCAAGCCACGUCAGUUCAACCGAGCGAAGUCACCGGAUUUCGUGAACCGUCGACGUCAACGUCCAGAUUCACAUCGCCCUUCGAAUCAAGUUCUGUACCGUCAAGUACAACCGAAACAGCUGUCCAGGUACCUCGCCGCUCUUUGCGCAAUCGAAGACCGCCGAUAAGGUUUGACCCGUUCCAGCUGUAUUAGAAGGGGAGAUGUUGGGAACCACUGAACCACCAACAACACUACCAUCACCAACACUGCUUGCUCACUGGUAGCAGCUCGUCUGCUACCCGUUGAUGCGCGAUAGCAAGAACAACAACAAUACUCUGCCAUUAUGUUUUGUUAUGUAUUCAGUCCGCACGCUUCUUGCGAAUGUUUCUUUAUGUUUUAGUUCGUCUUCUAAUAAAGUUUUUUAAUAUGUUUAUUUUGUAUGUGCGCGUUUAACUUAUGUGCAACGAUGCACUCGAACACCCCGUCGGCGCGUACAUAACAAUAAGUGAGAAAGGAGAAGUCAGAAGUGAGAUGUAAGAAGUUAUGAAGUGAGAAGGGAAAAGUGAAAAGUAAAACUGAGAAGUGAGAAAUGAGAACUUCGGUUACCCGGUUUGAACAUAUUUAAAUCGAAAAUCAUGCGCACGGUCUCUAAAGGGCCUGUAUGGUCACCUUCUUCUUCUUCUGUACAUGGCCUCUGAGGGCCUGUAUGGGCUGUUAUUGGCUUGAUAUCGAGCCAAGUUGUCUUGGUAGACCAAUUCAUCUGAACUCCACAAUGAUUUGGAGAACUUAGAACAUUCUGUUUGGACAUGUCUCCAAUAUAUGAACCCCAUGGGUUGUUAUUUACUUUGUUUUAAGCCCAGUUGAUUUGGUAGACCAUUUGGUUAGAACUUCAGAACGAUUUGGAGAACUUAGAACAUCUGAUGUGGAAAUAUCUAGAUCGUAAAUAAUGCACAUAGCCUCUAAGGGCCUAUGUGCCCAGCAUAAGUUGCUAUUGGUUUCGUACCAAGCGUAGUUGAACUGAUAGGCUCUGAAAUCUAAAAUGGUUUGGGAAACCUAGAACAUCUGAAGAAAUAUUGUCUGCAAUGAUGAUUCAUCAUCUCUGAAAUAGUAUUGGGUACAUUUAUAAGAAAACCAGCAAUAAAAUCGUUCAUAAGCGAUAUUCGCGUGCUAUUUUCGUCCUUAUAAAAGUGGCCAACUGACAAUCUUUCCUUCGAGGAUUCUGAACAAUAUGAGGUCAGUUUCGGAAAAUUUAUAAGCUGAUGAUUAUUUUGGGUAUAUAAACCUUCCGGUUUUCCUCCUGCUCAUAGUUCUAAUAAGAUGUGAAGAUAGUCAAGCUCAGAUCAACCCUUGAAGGCGCCCAAUGCAGAUCUCGAUAUCAUAUGCAUUAGAAAAUUACCUUCUUUUA
Messenger RNA from Armigeres subalbatus, 2916 nucleotides. RefSeq lists its product as uncharacterized. NCBI's taxonomy places the organism in Eukaryota, Metazoa, Arthropoda, Insecta, Diptera, Culicidae. The transcript has a single exon. The coding region runs from base 408 to 1724 and encodes 438 amino acids. Gene Ontology annotation, biological process: DNA integration. The record is from RefSeq and is a predicted model, not a curated record. Gene Ontology annotation, molecular function: nucleic acid binding.